Neoarius graeffei (lesser salmon catfish) is the source of this 8506-nucleotide messenger RNA. Its product is annotated as E3 ubiquitin-protein ligase pellino homolog 2. Gene Ontology annotation, molecular function: ubiquitin protein ligase activity; protein binding. The coding region runs from base 208 to 1488 and encodes 426 amino acids. The record is from RefSeq and is a predicted model, not a curated record. NCBI's taxonomy places the organism in Eukaryota, Metazoa, Chordata, Actinopteri, Siluriformes, Ariidae. The transcript is spliced from 6 exons. Gene Ontology annotation, biological process: protein polyubiquitination; regulation of Toll signaling pathway.
CUGAACCAGUUGGACUAUUCGGCUCGCGCUGCUCCAGGACUUCCGCUUGUUAAUUAACAUAACAGUGAUGUGUCCAAGGAAACCAGCCUGCUACUAUAUUUGGCACGUAAACAGAGGCCUGUCAUCACUCUAGUUGCUAUUUAAGUGACUUGUUCCAGGCUUUCUUGAGCAAGAAAGAGUGCGAAAAGCGACAUCAGCUUCAGUCCCAUGUUGUCGCCGAACCAGACCGAACAUGCCCGCUCCAAAGAUCCGGUGAAAUACGGCGAACUGGUUAUACUGGGGUACAAUGGCUCCCUUCCUGGUGGAGAUAAGGGAAGGAAAAGGAGUCGCUUUGCUCUAUACAGGAGGGCAAAAGCUAAUGGUGUCAAGCCAAGUGCUGUGCACAUCCUCAACAACCCACAAGACAGCAAGGCGGUUAAUAGCAGGGGACAGCACAGUCUCUCCUUCACGGUCUCUAGGAAUCAGACUGUGGUGGUGGAAUACUGUCAUGAUGACGACACAGAUAUGUUCCAGAUUGGCCGUUCCACUGAGAGCCCCAUAGACUUCGUGGUGACGGAUACACCAGGAGGAUCAAAAGAGAGCGAGGACUCCGUUGCGCCCAGCACCAUCUCACGCUUUGCUUGCAGGGUGGUGUGUGAGCGCAACCCCCCCUACACUGCCCGUAUUUACGCAGCUGGCUUUGACUCCUCCAAAAACAUUUUCCUUGGGGAAAAAGCAACAAAGUGGAAGAACCCAGAUGGUCAGAUGGAUGGCCUUACAACCAACGGAGUACUGGUGAUGCAUCCACAAGGUUUCCCAGAAGAGUCCGAGCAGGGCAUGUGGCGGGAGAUUUCUGUCUGUGGAAACGUCUACACUCUGAGAGAGACCAGGUCUGGCCCCAUCCGUGGCCAACUGGCUCAGGGUGAAAGCAGUGCCCUGAAGGACGGCUCUCUGGUAGACCUGUGUGGUGCAACAUUGCUGUGGCGCACAGCCGAAGGCCUGCUUAAAGCGCCCACUCUACGUCACCUGGACGCACUGCGUCUGGAGCUGAAUGCAGCGCGUCCACAGUGCCCAGUGGGCUUAAGCACGCUGGCAUUCCCCAGCCUACUCCGUAGCCACAGCCUGGAGGAACGCCAGCCUUGGGCUUACUUAACCUGUGGCCAUGUGCACGGCCGACAUGACUGGGGCGAGAAGCCCGAGCAUAGCCGCGAGCGCGAGGGAGGUCCCAGCACAGGUGGCAGACGGGAGUGCCCUUUGUGCAGGUCACUAGGGCCUUACGUGCCCUUGUGGCUGGGCUGUGAGCCUGCAUUCUAUGUGGACGCAGGUGCUCCCACCCAUGCUUUUGUUCCCUGCGGCCACGUGUGCUCAGAGAGGACGGCAAAGUAUUGGGCUGAGACAUCGCUGCCACACGGGACCCACGCCUUCCAGCCCAUAUGCCCGUUCUGCUCCAUGCCUCUGACAAACUCACCUGGCUUCACCCGCCUCAUCUUUCAAGGGCCUGUCGAUUGACAAGUAGCCACAACGGGGUACAAAGCGUAAUAGGAGUGCUUUCUUGGGAGUGUGUUUAUACUGUAGAUACACAUGCUGAAAUCACAUGCAAAUCUACCGUAGCUUCCUUAGUAUAUGCACACACUUAACUCAGUAUGUGUAUUUUGCAUUUGAAUGCAGCCCUGAGUUAGCCUGGUGAACAACAUGUGUUUAAUCUUGCUAGUAAUAUCACCGUAUUUCUUUCAUGGAUUCAGUCAGGAAUUGACCAGUAGUCAGCCAGAUCAACAUGCCCUGAUGAGUUACAGAGGCAGUUCAUAUUCGAUGAUGUUUUGAAGCAAAUGACUAAUUGAUUGAAGCUAUUGAGAUCCAUACUUGCCAUAUUAACAAGUAUGGCAUAACUGAAAAAUCAGAAUCGCAGUGAAAACAAGGCUUUUUGGGUUUAGCAAGAGCUUAUUUACCGUACCAACUUGCUAAUUUGUGAUGGUGAUGUACACAAGUAGUGCCAGACAGAAUCUAUGGAACUGAUACAGAUUUACAGUACCAUGUAUCUCUUGAGUUUAAAGGUGCCAUAGGACGUAUUUAUUAAGCGUUUUAAAUUGUUCAUCCAUCCAUUAUCCGUAACCGCUUAUCCUGGGCAGGGUCGCGGGUAAGCCGGAGCCUAUCCCAGCUGACUAUGGGCAAGAGGCGGGGUACACCCUGGACAAGUCGCCAGAUCAUCGCAGGACUGACACAAACAACCGUUCACACCUACGGUCAAUUUAGAGCCAUCAAUUAACCUAACCUGCAUUCUUUAGACUGUGGAGGAAACCCAUUGGGAGAACAUGCAAACUCCACACAGAAAGGCCCCUGUCGGCCACCGGGCUCAAACCCAGAACCUUCUUGCUGUGAGGCGACUAGGGCUGUAACGAUACACCCAACUCACGAUUCGAUUCGUAUCGUGAUUUUUGACCCACGAUUCGAUACACCCACGAUUUUUUUAAAAUGCAUUUUUAAAGUAGUAAAUUUGACUUAUUAACAUUUACUUACUUACAUUAACUAUUUAAUAACAAAUAAUUCAGACCACUGCAGAGAAUGAGUAAUAUGUAUGCAAAAAUGAACAAAUGUAUAUCCAAAGACUGUUUUAUUUCUCAAAAUAAUACUGUUGAGCCGGAAGCUCUGGGUUUUUUUUCGGUUCUGAAAAAGUCAUUUUUCCAAAUUGUGUAAAUCCAUUAACAUUUUUUUUUGGGGGGGUGGCUCUCUCAUAGGGCCAAUGAUUUUCUGUGAUCGCGGAAAACAGAUGGAAAAUACGGAAUUUUUAUGGUGAAACAUUGCUCGCGUGUCAAAAUGUAACUGCCGUAGAAGGCUUCCGCCCAAGCAGACAUGCCUUCAAUGUUGCCAGAUAUUGCUAACGUUUUCCACCCCAAAAUAUGUUCAAUACCAGCCAAAAAGCACCUAAACCCGCCCAAUCUGGCAACACUGCAUGCCUUUCCGGUCAAGUGAUUGUGAUUGGCUUGUGGCACACCUAGCCAGCCAAUGAGUUGCUUGUUUACAGAUUCGCUCCCCGCGUCGCAACCAGAAUGGCGACCGCUUAAAAGAAAUGAAUGCUCUGCCAGUGGCGAGUGUGGACGUUGCGUGACUCGCAGAAGAUUGUCGCAGGUCAGCGAAAAAAUGACUUACUAAUAGAUAUAAAAAAUAAAAGUAAUUUAAGUAAGUUUAAAAUGUAAUUUAAAUAAAAAGUAAAGUAUUCAUAAAAUAAAGUUUGGAAGCACCUCUGUUUUUGGGCUGAGGAGAAGUUUGAAAGGGUGUACCGCGAUUCUGCCUUCUUGUAUCGCGACACGGAUCGUGGCUCUGCGUAUCGCGAUUUCGAUACGCAUAUUGUUACAGCCCUAGAGGCGACAGUGCUAACCACUACACCAUCCCUUAAAGUGUUCAUUAAUGUCUAAAUAGAAGCUAUGCGACAACCCUGUGAUUUGGCUCUAGAAUGAAACAAGCUGUUUUUGCCUUUUCAGUGUGCUCAUUAAUAAGUUGAUGUAUUAAUAAGCUGAUAAUUUGAUUGGCUGGUUCGUGAGGGCACUUUAGCAGCCUACACCAUUUGGAGCUGAUACGAUGUACUCUGAAAUGCAGAGUCAUACUUCAGCUCUGAGACAAAACGAAUUUAAACAGAUCGACUUGUCCAAUGAGAAUCAUUUCCCCUUCAAUGGUGGAGAAGCUCACGUUAGCUAGAAGGUGCGAGUUAGCUGUAGCGUGGAUAUCUCUCGAAUCAACCGAACUAGCUUCUGAAUGAUAUCUUGUUGAAGACAAAAGAUGAUAAAUUAGAAAUUUACUUUCCGAAGAAUAUUGACAAAGACGCAUCUUUAUAUUGUAGAUUUAUAUUCAUCAUACAAUGUACUUAGCUAUGCUAGCUACUUGGAGCUUGCUAGUAGCUAACGUUGCCUGUGCUAGCUACCUGCUUUUGAGCUCGACAAUAACACAAAGUAAAUUAAAGUUCUUGGGUAACUAUGAAACUUUCAAUUUAAGAUGAUUUGGCUUCAACUGACAAAAAAAAAAAAAAAUCGAUAAAAUCACACAGCCUGGCUAGCUACUUUCAGCUUGGGGUUGUAUUGCUAAUAAGGUUGGAACUGCCCCUCACUUCAGUGUCAAAUACUGAGCGAAGACCAGACGGUGUCUAAAACCUUGGAUAAUAUCGAGCAAGGUCAAAUUAAAGUUGUCAGGGCUCCUGUUAAAGAUGAACAUCAAUUAUGCCUGUUGACGGUGUGGGUUCUUGGGAAGGUUAUGAAAGGUUCUGACAUGCCCUUCCAGCCUGGAGCAGCACAUUUGUGCACAUAGUCUGCUAUUUUUGUUGCUGUCGCUUUGUUGCUUUAUUUUUCACAAAACCUGCAGAACUGUUGAAGUUUUAGCUGUACAGUAGGGUGCAUCAGUUGCCCCCCAAAAUGAAAAGUUCCUCCGAUCAUGAUGCAUUUUUGUUUUUAUGUUCCUUUUGGUAAGAAAACACACUGGGUGAAAUAUUUUGACAAAAUUCAAAAGUUUAAUGGUGGCACCAGGAGCUCAAAGUUAUGGAAAAAGCUGCUAUUUUAUGACAAAAUUUCGAUCACUUUUCAUGAAACAUUAUGGCACCUUAUAGAGUAUACCAAAUAUCUUAGAUACACAUUUUUAGUACAUAUUCUAAAUAUAUUCUCAAGCACAGUUUGAGUUUUAGCUGUUCAUUGAAUCAUUGUUCAACUACUUUUAAACAAUACAAAUGUAUUAUGAAUCACAUUAAUGCUUCUCAAUCCCUUGCAAAGGUUCUUAACAUGAUCUCUGGGUCACAAGGAAUCAAUAAUGGAGUCCAACAUUGUGAUUCAAACCUUACGCAAAAACAUUAAGCGUUUUUUGGCAAAAAUGAACCUCAUGGUGCCACCAUUAGACUUUUGAAUAUGGUCAAAAAAUUUUACAGGAUGUCUUUAUUGGUGAAAAGGAACACCCAAACAAAAAUGCAUCGGAUUUUAUGAAAGUGAGGGCAACUGAUGCACCCUGCUGUACAGUUCCAUGGUAAUAUAGCCUGGGGUAUGCAAAUUUUGGGGGUGUAAAUAUGAAUGCGUCACUACUGUUAUGAACUAGAUCAGGAUUUUGGAAUUAGCCAAUUUUUCUACCGCCUUUUGCAUACAUGGGAUUUGCUUCCGAAGGACACAACAGUGUUUGAGAUUCACGGCAUGUCAGUCCUAUGUACCAAAAACUCCUUUUUCAACUAUGCCAAAGUAAAUAGAGAUUUUCCUUCUAUGGCACCUUUAAAAUUGCAGCAUAAUCCCCACCUAUUGCAUACUAAUUACUGGGCCUUUGGAUGCUUGUAAUAAGUUUUUUGGAAAAUUAGAUCGCAAGUCUUUGUUGUUUUAUUAGUUAUUAGGAUCUCAGGACAGGAAAUGGGCACCUGCUAUGGAAACCUGUGACUUCUCGAAAGUUUACAUCUAGCCUUUAAUCUAGGGAGUACAUGUCCAUGCUGUUGAUGGACCCCUACCUCCAUCUAUGGGCAAUUGUACUGCUUCCUCGGUGCAUUACACGUGCUUUCACUGCACUUAACACUAAAAAGGAAACACCCUUCUUCAACACUCAUUUUAAGCAAUAAGCAUUCCUAGAAGUAAGCUAAAGCUCAAAGGAGAGAUGCAACGACUCAAGCGUGUACUACCUGAUUCGAGCGCAUGUGUAGUGAACUCGCUGAAGUCGUUGAAGGGCUUUACCAAGUCAUGAGGAAUGUAGCCCUGGUGGUUUUUAUUUUUUAGAUUUUUUUAGUUCUUUGUAUUGUUAUGAUUGUUUUAGCAUUUAAACGACAAUUGAAGUUGUAGCUGCAGUAUAUACAAUAGUAGUUUAAAAAAAAAAAAAAGUCCAGAUGUAAUAUUUUUGUACAGGGUUGUGUUACUAAACUUUGGCCCAAGGUCAGUUUUUUAUAUAACAAGUGUUUCAUGUAUAAAUAUAUUAUUUUCAUGUGUAAAUAUGAUUUAAAGUCUGGAGCGCCCACAGCAGAAAAGUAUGCCUCACUGUGUCACAUUCCCAUACGAUGGUGUGCUAGGGCCAUUGUAGGUUAAAUAAUACCGAGCUGGGGGAUGGGGUAAUAUUCUGAGGGGAAAAAAAAAUCAGAAUUCCAGACAUUAGUUGUAAAUUUAUAAGGAAAAAAACCUAAAAUAUUAUCGGAGAUGAUGGUCAUAAAUUUGUGAGGGAGGGGGGGGGACCCUCAAAUUGCUAGAUUAAAAAGUCACGUUCAUAAGGAGGAAAAACCCCUCAAUAUUUUCUGAGACAACAAUCACAUACUUCCCGGCUGCAGUGCAUUCUAGGAAAUGUAGUUAAAAAUAUCUUGCUGCUUUAUUCAAGAAGGAAAGACUGUAUUUCCUAUAAGUCUCAGCUCAGUCAUUUAAAAGUUACAGAGAUUUGGACAAAUGAGGAGAAUCCACACCCUGAAAGUAACGGGAAACUGCUCUUGAGCAAUAAUUAUACAUUUAUAAACGGCUAAGACAAAAAAACAUUACACAGAUAAACAAAGCUGUGCGGUUUAUACAUUACAUUUCUCUCCUGUUGCACCAGGAAGCACAACCACCACAUGAUUACCGGCUUCCCGGCAUUCUGGGAAACGUGUUUGAAAAUCUCUUAGCGGUUUAUUCUUUUAUGUUGUGAGAUUGUGGAGGAAAGACAUUUCCUCCUGCAUUUCCUAUAAAGAUGCUGUGGUGUCUGUGGCGUGAUGCUGUUGAUCCAGUUUUGCAAAAAGUGAAAUGACGUAAUUCCUUGACACCGAAAAAAAAAACCCCCACAAUUUUUAUAUUUACUUUUUCUCGUAAAUUUGUGAUUUUUUUUUUUAUUUUUUAUUUUUUUUAAUCUUGGAAAUUUCUUACUUUUAUUCUUGGAUUCUUACCCCUUCGCCCAGCUCUGUAAUGCACAAAAACUACUAUUUUUUCCAAGGUUUUUUUUCUCAUUAAUUUACAAAUGUAAUCUAGGAAAUCAUCUCAAAAUGUUAUCCCUUCCUUCAGCACGGUAUUUCUUUUUCUUUCUUUUUCUUUUUUUUUUUAAACCCUACAAUGGCCCUAAUACGCCGUGGUACUCCAAAAUGUCAUUGGAAACCCUCAGUAUAGUAAGCAGUAUGAAUGUACAAUUCUUAGAUAACUCUGCUGUUCUUGGUGCUAUCGUUAAAUUUAAAUGCUUCAUAUAUAUUUUUAUCUAAACGUCACUGCACUCUUCGAAAGGACUUAAUUGUUUUGGUAACUUAAUAUCAGAAUCACCCACUAAAUCACUUGUACACAUGCAGGCUUUGCACUAUGCAUGUUUAUGAUGAGCUUUUCACAGGAGAAAGCUUUUAAAUUGCAAAUAGCCAGUGUUAAGAAAGAUGCUCUCUACUUUACCUCACAUGCAAGAGAAGAGACCUCAACUGAACAUAUUUUUAUAUUAACACGAAGAGAGAACAUGAUUUGAUUUUCACUUUUCUUGCUUGUCAUGACUCUUUCAUACAACUGAAUUAAAUUUUGUCCUUUUUUUUUUUUUUUUUCCCUUCCCCGGGGGCAUGUUUGUCCUAUUUGAUGCAUUGUGUCAAUAACCACGAAUACUCACGCCUGAGUUGAUCGGUCUUGUUUAGGCAACUAAAAAUGAUAUCCAACUGUACUGUACUCAUCUCCUUUCUGCCAGGUUAAUGCAUUCCUUAGUUUCGUCACUCCUGGACACUGAGACCAAUUUCAUGUCUUUGUUGUAGUAUUGUAGUGUCUUGCGCAUAUAUACGUAUGCACUCACCAUCCACUUUAAUAGGAACACCCGGGAUAAGAGAGGUCAAAGGACAAUGGCCAUCACCUGGUCUUUUUCCAGUCUUUGUCUGGCCAGUUUGGGGGAGUCUGAGCCUAGGAGAGCCUCAGAUUCCUGUUUUUGGCUGAUUGGAGGGGACCUGCUGUUGUAACUCCAUCCAUCCGUUAUCUGUAGCCGCUUUAUCCUGUUCUACAGGGCUGUGGGUAAGCUGGAGCCUAUCCCAGCUGACUAUGGGCAAGAGGCGGGGUACACCCUGGACAAGUUGCCAGGUCAUUGCAGGGCUGACACAUAGACACAGACAACCAUUCACACCUACGGUCAAUUUAGAGCCACUAAUUAGCCUAACCUGCAUGUCUUUGGAGCACCCGGAGGAAACCCAGGGGGAGCGCAUGCAAACUCCACACAGAAAGGCCCUUGUUGGCCACUGGACUCGAACCCAGGACCUUCUUGCUGUGAGGCGACACCGUGCCGCCCUGUUGUAACUCCUCCACCUCAAAGUUUGAUGUGUUCAUGUAUUCUGAGAUGCUUUUCUACUCACCACGUUUGUAAUGAGCGAUUAUUUGAGUUACUAUAGACUUCCUGUCAGCUCCAACCAGUCAGGCCAUUCUUCCCUGAUCUCGCUCAUCAUCAAGGUGUUUCAGCCUGCAAACGUUCUGCACACAGGAUCUCAUCUCAUUAUCUGUAGCCGCUUUAUCCUGUUUUACAGGGUCGCAGGCAGGCUGGAGCCUAUCCCAGCUGACUACGGGCGAAAGGCGGGGUACACCCUGGACAAGUCGCCAGGUCAUCACAGGGCUGACACAUAGACACAGAC